UACUCACUCUCUCACUCCUCUAGUAACAUGGAGGGCAUAGCUAUUCAGUGUUGUCAGUCCAGGGGAACAGCUAAGUAAGUAGGGUUUUUUUCUGGAUUCACCACAUCUCAGCUUCAGCAAGUGUGAAACCGGAGUUACAGCCUCACUUAAGUUUACAACCACCUUGGAUAGAACAGCAGCCAAACUGUGCAUUAAAGUGUAUAAUUUCUAACAGGAAAGCGUUAGAGUGGUAUUAAAAUGUUGAAUUUACAUUUAGCUGUCCUCUCACAGGGUAUGCGUUUUUUGUAGAAUAAAGAACCACCACUGUAUUUUCUCAUAUAAUCAUGCAGAUUAUUAUACCAUGGCCACGGAAAGGACUUGUUUCUGAUUGGCUGGUCAACAAUUUAACCACUGUGCAAAAGUACAUUGAGCAGCAGAUAACAUUACUUUAAUUGAUAAUCAGGGUUUAGGUCUGUUCCAUUAUCAACCAAUUAUAAACAACAUUUAACCCUCCGAGAACCACAAGACUUUAAUACCAAAGGGAACAUGUACUCAGAAGUGCUCGCCAUGAAAUCACUGAAAAAUUUGGAGGGAUUUUUGACCAUUUUUAUUCAUUCUUGAGUGGUCCAAAUUUGUUCAAUUUAGCACUAUAGUCACCAUAUACUUCCAUCACAAUGUUAAGUCCUUCUACAGUGUAAACUUUAAAAAACAAAACACAAUGUUUAUUACAAACAGUCAUACAUUCCUAAAUUAAGCUUUAGAUUCUCUGUUUUCAGAUGAUGUAAACAAAUUCCGGGAAGCAUCUACUGUUGACCUGCCAUCUCCCCAUAAACACCCCUUCCACCUCCAGCCCUAAAAAACAGCUCUAUGUGUAGGGUUUAAGAUGGUUUAUGAUUUGAGAACAGCUUGUCUUAUUGCCUAUGGUAAGUGGCCAUGGUAUAAUCACAAUAAUACACCCUCAGAUGUCCUUCUAUGAGAAAUAACAAAUUUUGUAGAGGAAAAAACAAUCUACCCUAUUUGUUGGUUUCAUAUAGUGCAACACUUAAAUUGCUUGUAUCACAAACAUAAAUGUGUAAGAAUUUGUUCAUUUGAGGAUUUUCUUGCUACUACUUUCCAGCUCUGCUCCAAAAUGUUUCACCAGAGUUCACUGGAGAAACCUUUUGUGAUUCAAAUGCUUCUGAUAUACACAUUUAUGUUGAUACGUGUAAAUAAAUUAGCCUUGACCUAUAAGCUUUAUCUACUAAAUGAUUUGGCCUUUAUGCAGUUCUGAAGGCCUCUGUCAGUCAAAGUGACGUGACGAUAAGCCGAGCGCAGCAAAGGGCAGGUUCCAACCUGUGUGCCGUAUAAUAACGGGGCGUGUCAGAAACUGGAGAAGGCACGCGCCCCAUUGUGUGUGCACAUGUAUGCAAACUCAAACUCUGUAUAAUUAUUGGACAUUAUGUUGGAGACCUCCCCGGUGCCCUUUGUAUAGCUUGUUGGAGGCAGCUGCGUGCCAUACCUUCCAUGCUGAAUUAUUGAAAGUGAGGACUUUAUACUUUGCCUCGACAGGGAUUAUUAAACACUGCAGCACUGCUACAUAAUUUAUACACUAGUCAGUGCCCCAAAGUAAAGUUCACAUACAUUAAUAGUGGAAUUUUGAGAGGAAUGUCAAGUCUUGCAAAGCUGAGAUGCAAAGAGCAGCUAAAAUGAGUCAUAAGGAAGUUGCAUUGGUCAAUGCCAAAUCAUAGCAGCGCUGUUCCCCUGCACUCCCUCUGUCUUGCUUUAUAAACACAUCUUUUCUCCUUCAUCCCUUCUAAGAAAUAUCAGCUCUAGCUUUUCACAUGCUUUGGCACUCUAGCCUUUUUCCCAGCAUGCACUGCUCUAUUGCCUGUGUCUCACAGAGAAAGUAGCUGGUGGUGGCGCCCCCUUUCUGCGCAUGGUGGCCUCACAGGGUGGUAUAUGGACCCAGGAUAUGGCUCUGUUAGCUAACAUCGAGGCUGUAUUGAUGUGCUUGAUAACCUUCACAAAUCCAUUCUCUGGAUUGUCCGGAUGUCAGUGCUGCAUGAUUUCUGUAGAGCAUGGUUUAGAGUCACUGAAGGCAGGACAUCUUUAAUGUAUCCCAACUGUUUCUACAUGCUGUGGCACUCUAAAGGCCGCAGCGUCUACCAUGUGAGCCGCCAGGACUGCGAGCGGACACCUGUCCCUCAGAGGGAGUGAGGAGUGGAGUGGGGCUGCUCCAUUGGAAACAAGCCUCUUGUCACACCAACUGUUGUCGUGUUCACUAUUUUUGAUUUCACAGGAAGCUCCCAGGGGCCGCUGCUUGGAAUGUCACCGCUCAACUUCUCUAUCUUUUCACACUGUCUUCGACUCUCACAUGCUUUCUUUAGCCUCUCUGUCAAUGUUUGUCUUUUUUAACAUACAUAACACACAAACACAGUUACACACACAUCUUUCUCUCUCUUUCUCCGCUCCUAAUCUACAGUAGAAGAGGUUGUGUUGGUCAGCUACUUGGGUUCCUCCUCUCCUCUUGUGAGACAGCUGCUGUUCCUCAGUGACUGAAAUUUGUUUAUUGAGUGUUCCACAUCAGGGUCCAUUAUUCUGAUUGAGCUCCCAGAAUAAUUAUGAGUUAUUAACAGUACACCUGCUCUGAAUUUACCCCUGGGACUAGAGGUGCAAAGCUAAUACAUCACUGUUCUCUCCCCCCACGCACCUGCCCGCCCACCUACAGACUGUGGUGUAUUUGGUCUGAGUUGAUUUAGUUAAUUGUUCACGCUUGACAACUCUGGUGGUCAAGGAUGAAUUUAAGUUUAAGAGAUGUAGACUGGACUCACAUUACUUGGACUCGAGUCAGAAAUUAUUUGGAAACAACUUGCAAAUACACUUUGAUUUCAACACCAGUGACUCGUGACUUCACUUGAACUUAAGCCUUAUGACUUGACAAUAGUUGACACCUUCCCCCAAACCCAAAUAUUAAUGAGAAUGUAUCUCGAUCGCAAACUCUGGCUGGCCUCGCUAAAGUUUGUCUGCAGUGGGAACACGAUCUGACCGCAAUCCGAGCCGACUACCAGCUGUGCUCCACAAGUUUGCGCUAAACGACUCCUGUAGUCAGGUGUGCUUUGCAAACUGGGAUGCAACUGUAGCAGCUUGUGUAGUGGUAGUUUCAGCUAGCCAGAGAAAUGCAUAUCAAUGUUUCUCUCACAAAAAUAUGCACAAUUCCAGAACAAACAAUAUUCUUCCUGUAUUUACUUUGUAGUUCCUGACCUAGACACGUCUCACCAAUAAUUAGAGUGAAUGUUCUCACAUGGUUUAUAGUGAUGCUGUUUGGUGUGCUUGGACUUUUCUCUGUGUGAAAAGAAACCAUACCAAAGGGAAAACACUCAAACUUUAAAAAUUCGUCAUCUGAUUCGUAACUAUAUGUGUGGAAACACUGUAGGACUCAGUUCUGACUUGGGUCUUGAGUGAAAAGACUUACGUCUUACUUGUGACUUGUAAAAUAAUGAUUCUGUCCCACCUCUGGUAUUGAGUUGCAUCAUGAGUGUGGUUUUCUUCCAGGCUUGGAUGGAGAUGAUGCCCUAGUUGUAGGUGUUGCAGCACAGGGCAGUGCACUUACACACUGUGAGAGCUUUCAGCCACCAUUCAGAAAUGUCAGGCUCAGACCCGGGUUGACUUCACCCCUCAAGCAGGUCAUUUCAAAUUCCCUUUCCCCUGAAACUCACGUCUUUCAUUGUACCUGUCAAAGUGACUGUAACCCCAGAGCUACCCUAUUACACAAAGAGUCAUAAAAGUACUGAUCCAUUUUUAAUGCAUUUGACUCGCCCCCUUCACCCCCCUCUCUUUCACUCACUCUGCGCUGUCCGUCUGUCACACUGUACACAUCUCUCUCGUUUUUAAUCAGUAUUUCCCCACUGGUGAAGUGCUCCAGUGCACCAGGUUCUAGCGACUCACCUGUACAAAAGAUGAGAGGUUGCUCAGGGACAGGCAUCACUCAAGUGGACACACAUGAAUGCAUAGACAAAGAGAGUGGGGGCAGAUUUCCUCUUUGCAGCUUGGGAUUUUCAUCUUCAGUGGCAGGACUCAGCGUAGACCCAUAAAUUCAUUUCUUUGUUGUGGUGUUCAGAGGAGACCUCGCAGACAGUGUCAUAUGACAUUAUCUGAGAAAAGUCUCUGUGUCUUUUGUUUGAUAAUUAAUAUUUUAAAGCUUUAGCACAAACUAUGUGGCUCUCAUCCAGUUCUUUUAUCAUCCACUUUCCUCUAUUCUUCUCUCCUGUUAUCGGGGUGUCUGCAGCUGCAGUGUUGGACGGGGUCACAGAUUUAAUCAAUAACAAAGCACUGCAGCUGGUAUAGUGGUAAUAGAGAGGGCCAAGUCUAAGCUGCCAUCAGCUCCUAAGCCAAGCGCAUGGCCACACAAAUUGCUGCUGGAGCAGCAUAAAUAAUAAGAGUGAAGCCAGCAGAAAGUGGAGGGGGUGGCACAAGACAUAUUUUUAGCAUUCAAAUGUCCAUGUUUGACGAUUGCAGUAUAGUGUUGAAUAAUGUCUCAUCUCAAUCACAGUUGAUUCAACAGCUGCAUGUUUUCUCUUAUUAUGACAUGAUGAGGAUGCUAGAUGCCUUUUCAUCAGCGCAGCUGUGAUAUCACUGAGCCCAUCAGUGUCAUGUGGUGCAUUUCAUCAUCUAAAUGUGUUUAUAUUAGAUUCGUUUGGAAGUAAAAGAAAACUAACACAUGUUGAGAAUUUAUUAAAGCUUUGAUCGUUUCUUAAGAGUUUCCUACAUUUCGGAUAGUUGGUAGAAACUAAGGCUAUAUGAAAAUGUAAAGGCAUAAAAUUUGUCGGUUUGGGAUUUAACAAUGAUAUAUGAGAAUCCUAAAGAGCUUUGUAAGCAAGCCAAGUUUUUAAGUGUGCCACUUCUUUAUGGUGUGCUUAGAAAGUGUUUCUUAGGCACUCAUGUUAAAUGAGCGGAAAGAGAUGCAGCCCCUUUGCAUGCAUGCCUCUGGCUGUGCUUGACUUGGGUCUCAUUCGUUGGACUCUUUAGCUUGGGCUAGUUUAAAUUUGGCCAGGGCAGCGAUCGGGCUGCUCUGUCGCCUGGUGCAUUGGAGAGAUUAGCCCCGACCAAACCUUUAACCCCGUCUGUGUGUGUAUAUGACAGCAGUACAUUUGAACGACCCGCCGCCAGCGCCAUCCAGCCAGCAGCUCUGUCAGAAGUGUGUUUCUGCCUCAGAUCACAGGCUAGUUGGCCUGUUCAGGCCAUCAUCUGGAUACAGCUCGUGGACUUGGCCAUAGCGUAGCUGACACAUGCAGACAUGUAUGAACACAUGAGCAGGCACAGGGCAGAGAUUUAAAAAGAAAUCAUGCUUACAUACACAGACAGCUAUGAAGUUGACACUGAUCAACAGAAACACGGACGGACGAGGCGUUAGCUGUUCAUUAACUUGAGUGCUGCAGCAAUUACAUUUACAGUCAUUUGUAGAUCAGUGCUUUGGGAAAAAUCUAAGAUGGGUGUUAAAUACAGCCUCCAAUGAAGUUGAGAUCAUUUUAGUGAUUGCAGCCGCAAGUUUUAUAGGCAUAAUGUCCUCUGGGUAGAUGAAUAAAAACUGAUGAGACACUGAGUCCGGGGAAUCAAGUAACCUAAUAAGUCUCUCUGGUAGGUAAAGUGUUUUUCACUAUUUAUCUGAAUCACUGGUAGAACGAUUCAUGCCAUUUUGAGAUAAUUAGCAUCAGUCAAUGUCAGGACGGUUAUUUAUUUAAUAUUGUUUUAUUUCUUCACUGAGCCAAUGGCUUGUUGUCAGAGUACCCACUAGUGCAAAACUACAGUGGAAAGCCGAGACUUGCACCAGUGACAGAAUGGUGGAGGAUGAAGGAGGAGAUAGGACAUGGUUUAACAGCCCAGCCACAAGCUCCACUGAAAGGCUUAAAAGCUGAGGUGGAACCCACAGCACAGCUCGAUAUACACACUGCCAUCCCUCGCUCUGCUUGAGAGAGUGCGGUGUUACAUCAUACAUUUGUCGGAGAGAUGUACAGUAUGAUAGCACAUUGUGUAUGUAAGGUAGAGCUGGCAAGUGAAAGCUAUACUGUCAGCUCAGCAGUGAAGUCUGUGGCUGUAGAGUGGGAUCCUAAAAGAGAGAAUCGUGUUCUCUCCUGACUGGGACACGCUGCAUCAGACUAAAAGCUCUGUGUUUGUGUGUUUAUUGGUUAGUAUGCUCAUACACACUCUGAUAUCCCUUCUUUUAUCAGCCGAAAACGCUAUUCUGUUCCACUCUUGGAUGGCUGGCUAUUAUCUUUGGACACAUUUUCCUUGAAUGUCAUUUUGGCUAUUCUGCGGGGGUGUUUUUGUCCUUGACUCAGGACACUGAAAAAGAACAAAUUAUUAUGCCUAAUGUGCUCUGUGCCUCCGUUCUGAUCAUUAUAAUGAGGCCCAGUGUGUUUAUGUCUCUCAUGUGCGCAGUUGUGUAGCUGUCUGUGUGGGCGUGAGUAAGUGCUUGCCCAAUGAAUUACACACUCGUGUGGCUGUGUGUGUUUUCUUUUUCGUGGAAUGGGGUUAGGACUCUGGCUCACCUCGGGCUCAGAGGUCUUUCGUGUGUCAUUGUUUGGGGCCGAUACCAACCUCUUCUACUCUUACUUUACCUUUCUGUUUGCCCUUCAUUUUUCUCUAAACUUAUACACAUGCAAACACCUGAAUGCUUAUGCCACCAAGAAUGAACAUUUUGCAUUUUGUUAUCUCUGUGUGUCUCUCAACCAGUAGCACUUCUCCAAAAAUAACUUAUUUUUCUCUCUCAUCUCCCCCCUCUCUCUCCCACUCCCUUCUCCCCUUAUACUGUAAAUGUAGAUACCAUCAAUAAUAAAUGUUACAGUAGAAACCACUAUUUUCUAUAUUUGUAUCACUGACAUGUAAGAGUCAAGAUAGACACGAUUUGGGACAGUGGUAUAUUUUAAAUGCUUAUAUAUCAGCUGAUUUACAGUCUUUAUCAUGAGGAGGGAGUCGAGUCAUGGGGGAAGAAAUUUAAUGAAUUUUGUCAUGUUAUGUUAUUAAGGAGGAUGCCACCAAAUUUAAGUUUUCAAGUAUGUUUUCACAAUUAAUGUCACAAUGAAGUCUCUGUCCCUUAUUGUCAAGCUAUAACAAUAAACAACAACAUGGAGUUGCCAUGUUUUUUAUUCUAUAUCAACAAACAUGUCAAAAUGACAUAGAAAGAACACACACAUAAGAUAAAAUAGUAAUUAUAUUAAUGAAAGGAUGGAUGGAUGGUCGAAUUAUCCUUGAGCAGGAUACUGAACCCCAAAUUGCUCCCGAUGCUGCGUUCAUCGGUGUGUGAAUGAACUCCCAAUGGUGGCAGGUGGCACCAGUGUGCCCUGGUAGCCUCAGCCACCAGUGUGAAUGAAUGUAGUGUGUAGUGUAAUGGCAAUAUAAGUGCCAUUUACCAUUUACCAUUUUACCAAGAAUUACUAGAAUGGCACUCAGAGAGCGCAGGUUUCCUUUAAGGCCAAUGGUGCAUUCACAUGCUCCCCAGAUGGUCCCAUUUCCCAAGUUGGGAAGUUGUUCUUUAUUUUUAUUUGUUUGGUUUGUAUUUUAUUGCUCAGAGCGUUUUAAACAACACAUUGACAGCUGCUUCCUGAAUUGUGUGACAACAAAGAGCUGAGAAAUGGAUCAGAUGAGCCAUGAAAUAUAAUUGGGAACUAAUUUUCCUGAUUAUUUUUGACAGCUCAUGAAUGCAACACAGCAGCAGUGUUGACAGAAGUGAAAAGUAAUUUGUAUAUUCGCCCCAAAAUUUGGUGAUUUGGAGCGGCUCCAAAUUGUAAUGGGUUCUCCCUUGUCCCUUGCCACACACUUCCACUUAGUUUCAUGAAAAUCCUUAGUUUAUGUGUAUUUCUACUGGAAAAUAGACAAAAAAAACAAACCAUACUCAAAACAUAACUACCUUGGCGAAGGUAAUAAUUAUAAUAAUGAGGUCUAUUUCCCUUUUAACCGACAGUAUGGGACUAGCUUUUAUUUGCAAUGCCUAAUCUGCAUACAGCUCCAGUGAAUAUACGGACAGUAGUUAUAAAUAAAAGUUUUAACAGCCUUGUUAGUGAAGCUGCAUCAUAUUCUUUGCUUACUGACUGCAGAGACAUAAUUGAAUUCUUAAUUUGACUGGUGUCCUCCAAUUAUCUUGUUUUGAGCAAGAUGCUUUUUGUGUGUGUGUGUGCGACACUUUGGAUGCAUAUGAAUGUCUUUGUCGUUCAAGGCCCUGCUAAAGACAGCAGAGGCCACGCUGUUUCUCUAACAGUUGUUUCUCCUCCUUCCUCCUCCUCUGAAUUGGACCUCUUACAGACGGAGAAGAUCGCCCAAGAGAGGGAGAAGUUUGCAGAUGAGGACAGCAUAUUUUACACAUUGGGAGAAUGUGGCCUUAUCUCCUUUUCUGACUACAUCUUCCUCACCACAGUGCUGUCCACUCCCCAGAGGAACUUUGAGAUUGCUUUCAAGAUGUUUGAUCUGAACGGUGACGGAGAGGUGGAUCUGGAGGAGUUUGAACAGGUCCAGAGCAUCAUCCGUUCCCAGACCAGUAUGGGCAUGCGACAUCGCGACCGAUCUACCACAGGGAACACCCUGAAGACGGCUGGCUGCAGCUCUGCUCUCACCACAUACUUCUUUGGAGAGGAUCUGAAGGGAAAGCUCACCAUCGGCAGCUUUCUGGAGUUUCAGAGAAAACUGCAGCAUGAUGUGCUCAAACUAGAGUUUGAGAGGAACGAUCCUGUGAGUGGCCGAAUCACCGAGAGACAGUUUGGGGGUAUGCUGCUGGCCUACAGUGGCGUCCAGUCUCGUAAACUCAAGCAGAUGCAGAAGGGCUUGAAGAAGAUGUUUAAGGAUGCACAGGGCAUCACUUUUGAGGAAGUGGAGAAUUUCUUCACUUUCCUAAAGAACGUGAACGAUGUGGACACGGCCCUGAGUUUCUACCACAUGGCAGGAGCCUCCAUAGAUAAAGUUACCAUGAAGCAGGUGGCCCGCACCGUGGCCAAAGUGGAACUGUCAGACCAUGUGUGUGAUGUGGUGUUCGCCCUGUUUGACUGUGAUGGGAACGGAGAGCUCAGUAAUAGGGAGUUCAUCGCCAUUAUGAAGCAGCGGCUCAUGCGUGGGCUGGAGAAACCAAAGGACAUGGGCUUCACUCGGCUGGUGCGUGCCAUGUGGAAGUGUGCCCAGGAUACCGCCUGGGACUUUGCCACACCAAAGACAUAAUAGAGACAGGAAACAGCGUGUGAGCGGGAGAGAAAGACAGCCUGCAAAUAAAGCCAACAACACCAUGUGCUUCAAAGACAUUUACCUUAAACAGGUCUCGACAACUUAAACAAUUAAUGCAAUGAGCUCAUUAGGACUGCAGCUCCGAGGGGCAUCAUCAAUCAUUAACGCAUGUCGCUGUAGUUCAAACUAUCAAUAGAGAGACUGAAGCAUGCUGAUGCAGCGAGUCCUGAAAGGCUUCUCUACCAAGGCAUCAUGGGUGUUUGUAUAUUUUCAAAUUUACAAGGUUUAUAAGUUUAUUUUUGCCAUAUUCUUCAGAGAAAUGCAGUGUCUGUGUGACUCUUUGUCAAACGCUAAAAACUGCACUUUUAUAUCUUCAUUUAACACAUUUUACUGCAAAAUGCAAGACAAGAAGUGGAAUCAAUCUUAUUCGACCUUUAGCUGUAUAAAUGCCGCAGUAUGUUCUAUACUGACAGCAGACCGUUUGUUAUUUCUUCGGUGGGACAGAGAGAAGAAGUGUGUGAUCCCGUUAGCAUCUCUGCAUUCACUCUGCUAGCUCCAGCUGCAUCUUUAACUCAGUUUGUCCCAUAAAAGAUCAACGAUGCUUGUCUUGCUCGACGAUGUACUGUUCAAAGUGUGUGUUCUUCUAAUUACUAUGGCCCACUGAAACACUUUAUAUAUAAGAUGGAUGUUAAAAGAAAUUCUCUAUUAAAGAUGUUUUUAACAA
Centropristis striata (black sea bass) is the source of this 9883-nucleotide messenger RNA. RefSeq names its product mitochondrial calcium uptake 1 (gene micu1). Gene Ontology annotation, molecular function: calcium ion binding. Gene Ontology annotation, cellular component: uniplex complex. Gene Ontology annotation, biological process: calcium import into the mitochondrion; mitochondrial calcium ion homeostasis. Lineage: Eukaryota; Metazoa; Chordata; Actinopteri; Perciformes; Serranidae. The transcript is spliced from 8 exons. The record is from RefSeq and is a predicted model, not a curated record. The coding region runs from base 8107 to 9156 and encodes 349 amino acids.